Messenger RNA from Sorghum bicolor (sorghum), 2342 nucleotides. Its product is annotated as WAT1-related protein At3g30340. The coding region runs from base 1095 to 2168 and encodes 357 amino acids. The record is from RefSeq and is a predicted model, not a curated record. Gene Ontology annotation, cellular component: plasma membrane. The transcript has 6 exons. Gene Ontology annotation, molecular function: transmembrane transporter activity. Lineage: Eukaryota; Viridiplantae; Streptophyta; Magnoliopsida; Poales; Poaceae.
AUCCUAGUUUUCUUAGUGUGCCCAAGCUCAACCAUGCAUGGAAAAAGUUACCAUGCAUGCAAUUAAUCUCUCCAAAGUUCAGUCCUAUCUAGGAUCUUAGAGAAGGGGGCCGGUGGAAGAUUGUCACCCAUAAUUCGACACGUUAGAAGUUUUUUUCUGUCACAUUGAACACGGAACUGCAUUGGGUGCGUGGGAGGAAGAAAAGGAGAGAAAUGUUCUUCAUACACACAUGGCGGUUGUCUUGUACCCCAAAUUCGCCAUUCUCCUAUGAGGGCGGCUUAGCGAGCGAGAAUAGAUGCUCCGGAUUUGAUGUGGACCUAAAGCAACGUAUUGCCAAUGAAAGCAGAGACAGUGGGCAUUGGAUUUUAGUCCUUUCUCAUGGAAAAAGAUACAUGCAUACUGGUGCAUGUUUUUUAUUUCCUAGCUACAUAUCGGUGCAUGUUCUUAAACAAGCCCUAAAUAGAGGUAGUCAUGACAAUAUGCCUGAUGAGUGUUGAAGCAGGCAGCAUCCAAUGCCCCUACAGUAGAAGCGAUUGACACAUCCUAUCACGGGUCAGGUCACAACAAUACCCUGCUUGCCAAAACUGAUAAAAAAGAUGAGGAGCUUUUAAAUGUUCGAUCCACUGCACUGCACUACCUAAAGAGCUGGGUAUUCUGUUCACUUGGCUGCACAAUUUGCUCACUGAUCAAACAUGCACAUCUUCCAGAUUGCAAAUAUAAUAUUCUCAGGUCAGCAAAGCAUGCAAAUAAUGUAAGCCAAUGGUUGCUAAGUGCUUUGUCCUAUACCCAAUGCAAAACCGUACCCUAUUAGUCACAACUCAAGCUAGAGCAUGAUCACGUGUUAGGAAAACGAUCGAAACGAGGUCGAUUGGGAACAUCCUUUCAGAUGCCAUUGCAAACAUCAUCAGCACCUCAGCAUGUAGCUAGCAGCACUAUAAAACCAUGACAUAACCAGAACAGACUGCUCAGGUCAUCACACAAAGCCAUCGUCAGAUCAAAGCUAUCUAGCUCAGGAUCGAGAACAGCUAUAGCUAGCUAGCUAGCUAGGGCUAUCUGAAGCUGGUUAGUUGUGCUGCUGCUUGAAUUGAAUCGAGAUGUGGAGUGCAGGAUGCAUGGAACAGUGGGCGCCGACGGCGGCAAUGGUGGCCACCAACGUCGUGAUCGCCGUCAUGAACGCGCUGAUCAAGCAGGCACUGAACCAGGGCAUGAACAGGCUGGUCCUCAUCACUUUCCGGCAGAUGCUGGCCACCCUGUUCCUUGGCCCCAUUGCCUACUUCAAGGAAAGGAAGAUGAGACCAAAGUUCACUACCGAAAUCUUUGUCUACACGUUCCUCAGUGGAAUUCUUGGGCCGGUGCUGCUUCAGUACACAUUGUUUGUCGGAUUGGAUUACACGACAGCAACAUUUGCUGCAACUUUCGGAAAUUUGCUUCCGGUGGUUACUUUUCUGAUAUCACUGGCUUUCAGAUUUGAAGCACUGGAGGUGAGGAGCAGGUCAGGGAGCGCCAAGAUCUCAGGGACACUCAUCUCCCUCGGCGGCGCAAUGAUGCUCACCUUCUACAAGGGUUCAGCACUGACCCACACCACCACAUCGCCGUCGCUGUCAUCCAUGGCUCCAUCCUCCUCCGGCAGCAGCGGCGAGCACGGCACGGUCCGGUGGGUGCUGGGCUCCGUCUCCAUGCUCGCCAACGUGGUCGGCUUCGCGCUGUGGCUGCUCCUGCAGCGGAAGUUCACCCGGAAGUACCCGACCGUGUACUCGGCGACGGCGUUCAUGUCGCUCUUCAGCUUCGUCCAGGCCGGAGCGCUCGCUCUGUCGAUCCAGAGGAGCAGCCUUGCCGUGUGGGCUCUCAGGGGCACCCUAGAGAUCGCCACGGUGGUCUACUGUGGUAUAGUGGCAUCUGGCAUUGGGUACCUUCUGCUCACAUACUGCGUGGAGAAGAGAGGCCCUGUGUUCACUGCUGCCUUCAGCCCGCUCGCGCAGAUCUUCGUCGCCGGCAUCGAUCUCUCCAUUCUCCAUGAACCUCUCUACCUUGGAAGCGUGCUAGGAUCAGUGCUGGUUAUUAUCGGACUCUACCUUGUGCUGUGGGGUAAGAAAGAGGAAGCUGCUGCUGCUGCUGCUUCGGCGAAGCCAGUUCAGGAGACCGAGGUAGAACAGCAAGAGAAAGUGUGAUUCUUUUUAUUACUCAUCACAGUGUGACAGAGCAGAGACCAUACAGUUAGAAGAAGCCUGUGUGAGUGUGACAGAGUGUAUAUGAUCUCCAAGCUCUUACUGCUGCUUGUAUUCUACUAGGUCAUCCAAAUAUAUCUCUUAAUGCUGUAAAUAAAAUUCUCUUAAGGCCCUGUU